ACAUUGAUAAAAAUUAAAAUGUAGCUAUUUUCAAACCAUUCGCACCGAGUGUAUCAUCGAGAACUGUAUACAAAGAUCAAAGUGGUUAGAAAAUGGUUCUGUUAGAGGAAUUUUGGAUUGAUAAUCCGAACGAAACAUUUUGGGAUGAUCCCACAAUGUAUGUGGAUGAUCCAGGAUUAGACAAUCUUUUAUCAAUUACUACAGAUGAACUGUUGUACACAGACAAUGAAGAAACACUAAGUGAUAUAUUACAAGAUCCAGAAGAGAUUCAUUUCAAUAAAGCAGAAAAGUUACCUUUGACCUGUUUAUACCCUAAUUGUGACAAAUCAUACGCUAAACCUUCACACCUUAAGGUACAUAUGCGAAGGCAUAGUGGAGAAAAACCCUAUUGUUGCAUGUGGCCAGGAUGUACCUGGAGGUUCUCAAGAUCUGACGAACUUUCCAGACAUUGUCGUUCCCAUUCUGGAAUUAAACCGUAUAGUUGCAAUUUAUGUGAAAAACGAUUCUCCAGGUCUGAUCAUUUAGCUAAACACUCUAGGGUACAUCGGAAAAAAACAUCUAAUAACGGUCGUCGAAGACAAAUGCCAGAUAUUUGUAAUUCUAAAUAGCAAAUACAAAUUCAAGAAAAAACUUGAAACAAAAGUAAUACUAAAAUAAAAAUAAAAACUCGCAAUGUUUCAAAUUUAAAUCAUUUUAUAUUUGUUUUUUUUUCACAAUCACGCAAAUAUUAAUUUUACAAUCUAAGAAAAACUUAAUAAUUACUAUAACUUAUAUUUAAAAUGCAACAACGCCAAAUUGAUCAAACCCAAUAAAACAAAACAAAAUAAACAAGAAACCUUAUAGUAUGAGACAUGAAUUUUAAAACAAUAUACAAAAAUUUUUGUUUUCAUUUACCUUAAAACUUAUAAUUUUUUAUUAACCAAUUAAAAGCCGGGAUAGAAAAUAAAUAAAUAAUAAAAAAAAAAAAA
Molecule: messenger RNA, 968 nt
Organism: Daktulosphaira vitifoliae (grape phylloxera)
Lineage: Eukaryota; Metazoa; Arthropoda; Insecta; Hemiptera; Phylloxeridae
Product: Krueppel-like factor 15
Exons: 3
Coding region: 93-608 (171 amino acids)
Biological process (GO): regulation of transcription by RNA polymerase II
Molecular function (GO): DNA-binding transcription factor activity, RNA polymerase II-specific; RNA polymerase II cis-regulatory region sequence-specific DNA binding
Source: RefSeq, a predicted model, not a curated record